Molecule: messenger RNA, 1715 nt
Organism: Saccostrea echinata
Lineage: Eukaryota; Metazoa; Mollusca; Bivalvia; Ostreida; Ostreidae
Product: tenascin-like
Exons: 10
Coding region: 60-1715 (551 amino acids)
Source: RefSeq, a predicted model, not a curated record
AUUGCUAUUAUGACAUCUUGAAUUUUGCGCAGAGCAAUGAAAGUUGUAAAUUUGACUUCAUGGAUAUUGGGAUCAAAAGGCAAGGAAAUUCAUCAACAUGCAGCGAUAAAUGCCUGUUACUUUCAACGGAUUUGCAUAUUUAUCAGAGUUUUUACUUUAAAGUUACCAACAUUUCUGUGACAUUUCAUAUCAAAAGCGAUAAAUAUACAUUCACUCUUGAAACGCAUCGUUGUUCUGGACAUGAAAUCAACGAAAUGAGAUUGGAUAUUGUUUGUGGCUCUCCAAUACGCUCAGGCGAAUCUUUCAUUGCCUGUACCAAAGAUGUAGCAUGCCUCGAUGACAGAGCAGAGUGUCAGUUUCUAACCGAUGGCGGACAAGGUCAUUGUGUUUGUAAAGAUCGUAGUAUGUUUAUCAAAGGUCAAGUUUGUGACUGCAGAGAGGGAAAAAUCAGAUACAAGGACACGUGUUUCGAUGGUCACAAAGGUCUCCAUGAAUCGUGUACAAUUGAUGCGCAAUGCAUUGCCACCGAAGGAGCAGGUCGAUGUAGAUUAAAUGAAAUGAAGAAAACCUGUCAGUGUUCUAAAGAAUAUAUACUUAUCGAUGGAAAGUGCAGAAAACCAAAUAAAGGCCUGAAUAUGACAUGCACAGUAAGUGAGCAAUGCAAUGCUACUAGAGGAGCUGGACUUUGUACAUUUAAUGGAAAGAAUAAAGUAUGCCUCUGUUCGAAAAAUUAUGAACUCGUGAAUGGAACAUGCUUAAAGGGUAAAAGGCUUCUUGGCGAAAGUUGCUCCUUUAGUGAACAGUGUUCUGGAACCAAAAAUGCUGGAAAUUGUAAAUAUUCAGUAUCAUCUAGAACCUUUAACCGAGAGAAAAAAUGUCAUUGCGAUGAUAACUUCCUACAGGUCCUAGGACAGUGUCUUUCAGGUAAUUUAUCAGUAGGACAUAAAUGCUACCUUUCUUCCCAGUGUUCCAGUACAAAACACGCGGAUCGAUGCGUUGAUGGAUAUUGCCUCUGUCAAGAUGGAUACCUCCUAAAGGAACAAAAGUGCUUGUCCGGUUCAAAGCUUCUUGGAGAGAGCUGUGAUAUUGAUGAGCAGUGCACUGGCACAAAAAAUGCUGGAACCUGUAAAUAUACAGGAGGUUUAGAUUAUACAGCUAGUAAAAAAUGCCAUUGUUAUGAUGGUUUUUCAACUUUUAGUGGAGACUGCCUCCAAGGCAAUUUAUCUGUUUGUCAGGAAUGUUUCCGCUCUUCGCAGUGCAGUGUUGCAGAUCCUGCUGCACGAUGUGUCGAUGGUCUCUGUCUCUGUAUAGAGGGAUAUCUAAUGAGGGGAAGAGAAUGUGUCCAAGGUUCGAAAAACCUUGGACAUAGCAAUACGCCUUUUAUGCAGACUGAAAGCAAUUUAGCACUUCAAAAUAUGUACGAUCAUUCCAAAAGUGUCGUAGGCGAAUCAUCGUCUCAAAUACCAGCAAUUCGAAAAGAAAUUGAAUUCAAUGAUUAUCCAUACUCAAGCAUCGAGCAGACGUACAAUCAUCUAAAUGAUAACACUGACUUGACGCCGAUGAAUAAGGUGUACGACUUAGCACGACACACAGAGAAUGACCAGAGAGGAGAUACAUACACCUUAGCGAAGGCUCUACCAUCUUCAGAAAUGGAUGUCAUAGUUGAAGCUGUUGAUGUUUCCACAGUGACACUAUGUGACGAAGUGGAACACUGA